Molecule: messenger RNA, 732 nt
Organism: Lepidothrix coronata (blue-crowned manakin)
Lineage: Eukaryota; Metazoa; Chordata; Aves; Passeriformes; Pipridae
Gene: LSM1
Product: LSM1 homolog, mRNA degradation associated
Exons: 4
Coding region: 60-461 (133 amino acids)
Biological process (GO): deadenylation-dependent decapping of nuclear-transcribed mRNA
Cellular component (GO): P-body; Lsm1-7-Pat1 complex
Molecular function (GO): RNA cap binding
Source: RefSeq, a predicted model, not a curated record
GGGGCGGUGGCGGCGGCACCGGCGCAUGGCGGCGCUUCCGCUGCGGCGGCGGCACCACCAUGAACUACAUGCCCGGCACGGCCAGUCUGAUCCAGGACAUCGACAAGAAGCACCUGGUGCUGCUGCGGGACGGGCGGACGCUCAUCGGGUACCUGCGCAGCAUCGACCAGUUCGCAAACUUGGUGUUGCACCAGACUGUGGAGCGCAUCCACGUGGGCAAGAAGUAUGGGGACAUCCCUCGGGGCAUCUUUGUCGUGAGGGGCGAGAACGUGGUUCUGCUGGGGGAAAUUGACCUGGAGAAGGAGAGCGACACACCUCUGCAGCAGGUGUCCAUUGAGGAGAUCCUGGAGGAGCAGCGGGUGGAGCUGCAGGCCAAGCAGGAGUCGGAGAAGCUGAAGGUGCAGGCGCUGAAGGAGCGGGGCCUGUCGGUGCCGCGGGCGGACACGCUGGACGAGUACUAGAGCUGCUGCCCCUUCGGGGCUCCUGAUCCGCCUGUGCAGGGACAGAGCUCCUUGGAAAGGCGGCCUUUAUUUUCAGAUUGUAUUUUCUGUACACAAAUCAUGCCUUUAGUCUCCUUGCAGAGAAGGAGAUGAGGUCUGGCACAACGGCUGGGAGCGAGCGUUUGUGUUUGGGAGGCAAAUCGCUGCUCUUUGGGUUUGUUUGCUUUUUCCUCCUCAUGUGACUCUGGGCGAGAGUUUUCCUUGAAGUGUAAAUAAAUCCUUGAUCCUGGCA